ACCGCCAGUAACAGAGUAAUCACUAUCACUCCAAGUGAAAUGCAACUAUGAAUAAUAGAAAUUAAAAGGGGUCUGAUUAUCGUGUUGUUUACGAGUGCGCUCCAUGUUAAAAUGAUAAAAGUGCCGUAGAUAUUUACAUUGCUGUAGUCGGGGUUCGUACUGCGCGUCGAGUGCACGACACCGCGAGACCAAACGUGAUAACUGUGAGAUCGGCCACUUCAAAAUGGAGUUGAACUUUAUAACAACAUUAAUAAAACACGAUGUGAAUCACAAUGUGAAACAGUGCUUCAAAUCAAAGAAACCUUUCAUAAGCAGAAAGGAAGAGGUAAUGGCGAUAAAAAACAAAUUCCCCACCAAAAUACCCCUAAUAGUAGAAAGAUAUCACAAAGAAAGAAAUCUACCAACGUUGGAUAAAUCAAAGUUCUUAGUUCCUGAAGAUAUCACCAUGUCACAGUUUCUAGUUAUAAUACGAAAUAGGAUACGAAUCAAACCAAACCAAGCCUUAUAUCUGAUAAUAAACAACAAAUCAAUGCUGAGUAUGAGCCUGACAAUGGCACAGGCGUACGACAACUAUGGUGAUGAGGAUGGGUUCCUGUACAUCACUUACGCGUCACAAGAAGUCUUUGGAUAUAAAGAUGAAAUGAAUAUCAAGCAGUCUAACCAAGAGGUUCAGGCCAUCAGACAUAGGUUUCCAAAUAAAGUGCCCCUAUACGUGGAGCGAUACUCGAGAGAACGAGAGGUGCCCGCUUUAGGCAGAAACAAAUUCCUAGUGCCACAAGAGCUCACAAUGUCCCAGUUCCUUUACAUAAUACGGACAAAGAUAAAAUUAAGAGAAUCACAGGCGUUGUAUUUGCUGGUGAACGACAAAGUGCUCGCAAGUCACAGUAUGACGAUGGCGCAGGCGUACGAGCAGUUUCGAGCACACGACGGCUACUUACACAUCACGUACGCCGCACAGCAAGUUUUCGGAUGAACCAUGUACAUAAAUAAAAAUUGGAGUAAACAAAUGUUCCUGUUCCUGGUGUCUUCUAAGAUAAAGACUGAUAGUAUUCUAUGUUUCCUAUUGUGAUAGUUCACGUUUAAUGUAAUCUAAGUCACAUAAUUAUUGUAUGGCGUCGAAAGGACUGCGUAAGGGCUUGUAUGGAAGUUUUGAUUGAAUGUAGGUAACUUUAUUUACUCAAUAAAUUAAUUAUGAAAAAAGUGCAAUUAUUUGUCGUUGCUAUUGUCAAAAUGAUCUCGAAAAACCAUCUUGUAAAUGUUCUAUUGUAACUCGUGUUUCGUCUCGCCGUGCUAUUUUAGUUUUGCGAGAGAUUUCGUAUUAACUAUAUUUGCCUAGUUUGUAUGUAGCAACAAAGAUCUGAAUAAAACUAUUUUAAAAUAUUCGCCGUUGAUGUAUCCGUAUAUUUUACAGUCUAAUAUAUUUUAUUA
This is a messenger RNA of Spodoptera litura, 1428 nucleotides long. RefSeq lists its product as uncharacterized. The record is from RefSeq and is a predicted model, not a curated record. Lineage: Eukaryota; Metazoa; Arthropoda; Insecta; Lepidoptera; Noctuidae.